GGGGUGGGGGUGGGGGUUCCCAGGACACGCCCCGCCCCGCCCCGCUCCUCCUCUCCCCACCCCACGCUCUCCCCGCCUCCCUUUCUCGGCGCCGGCCCCUGCGCAGGACCCAGGUGUCCGGACCGCCUAGCUUUCCAUGCCUGCACACCCGCAGGGGUCCGGGAGGGUUCGAACGCCAAGCCAGCCGGCCCAGACUGAGAUUGGAGCUUCCCUCCCCCACCGCUGUCUGGGGCCAGUCCGGGCAGAGCCGGGAUGGCCAAGCGGAGCUCUCUCUCCAUCCGCAUCGUAGAAGGCAAAAACCUGCCGGCCAAGGACAUCACUGGCAGCAGUGACCCCUAUUGCAUCGUGAAGAUCGACAAUGAGCCCAUCAUCAGGACAGCCACGGUGUGGAAGACCUUGUCCCCAUUCUGGGGCGAGGAAUACAAGGUCCACCUUCCUCCCACCUUCCACUCUGUGUCCUUCUAUGUCAUGGAUGAAGAUGCCCUCAGCCGAGAUGAUGUCAUUGGGAAGGUCUGCCUCACCAGAGACGUCUUAGCUGAGCAUCCUAAGGGUUACAGUGGAUGGCUGCACCUGAAGGAGAUUGACCCAGAUGAGGAGGUGCAGGGAGAGAUCCAUCUGCAGAUGGAGAUCGUUCGAGGCCAGGGGCCCCGGAAGCUUCGCUGCACAGUGUUCGAGGCCAGGGACUUGGCCCGAAAGGAUCGUAACGGAGCAUCUGACCCCUUUGUCCGAGUGCGCUACAAUGGCAAGACUCAGGAGAGUUCGGUUGUAAAGAAAUCCUGCUACCCGAGAUGGAACGAGACCUUUGAGUUUGAGCUGGAGGAGUCUGCCCCGGGGACACUGUGUGUGGAGGCCUGGGACUGGGACCUGGUCAGCAGAAAUGACUUCCUGGGCAAGGUGAUGUUCAAUAUUCACGGCCUCCAAGCUGCCCAGCGGGAGGAGGGCUGGUUUUGGCUGCGGCCAGACCAAUCCAAGACCAGGGUGGAUGAGGGCAGCCUGGGCUCCUUACAGCUGCAGGUGUGGCUUCGGGAUGAGACGGUGCUGCCUUCCAGCCUCUACCAGCCCCUGGUGCAGCUGCUUUGCCGGGAGGUCAAACUGAGCCCCAAGGACCAUCCAGUACAGCUGAUCUCCCUAAUUGAGGAGACCACAACGGCUGAGUGUCGCCAGGAGGUGGCCACCAAUCUGGUCAAACUCUUCCUGGGGCAGGGGCUAGCCAAGGAAUUCCUGGACCUGCUUUUCCAACUGGAGCUCAAACGGACUGUUGAAGCUAACACCCUCUUCCGGAGCAAUUCCUUGGCCUCCAAGUCGAUGGAAUCGUUUCUGAAGGUCUCAGGCAUGCAGUACCUGCAUAGUGUUCUGGGCCCAACAAUCAACCGAGUCUUUGAAGAGAAGAAGUAUGUGGAGCUGGACCCCAGCAAAGUAGAGAUCAAAGACGUGGGGUGUUCAGGGCUACACCGGAUCCAGACAGAGAGUGAGGUGAUAGAGCAGAGUGCCCAGACCCUGCAGUCAUACCUGAGUGGGCUCCUAUCAGCUAUCAGUCGCUCAGUGAGGAUGUGUCCAGCAGUCAUCCGUGCCACCUUCCGCCAGCUUUUCAAGCGGGUGCAGGAGCACUUUCCUGAGAACAAGCACCAGAACCUGAAGUUCAUUGCUGUCACCAGCUUCCUGUGCUUACGCUUCUUCUCACCGGCCAUCAUGGCACCCAAACUCUUCCACCUGCGGGAGAAACAUGCUGAUGCCCGCACCAGCCGCACCUUGCUGCUCUUGGCCAAGGCUGUCCAGAACGUGGGCAACAUGGACACACUAGCCUCCCGAGCCAAGGAGGCCUGGAUGGAGCCCCUCCAGCCCAUGGUGCAGCAAGGUGUUGCUCAGCUGAAGGAGUUCAUUACCAAGCUCAUUGACAUUGAGGAGAAGGAGGAAUUGGACCUCCAGCGAGCACUUAACCUGCAGGCCCUGCCUGUGAAGGAGGGGCCCCUCUUUAUCCACAAGGCCAAGGGCAAGGGUCCACUCUUGCCCUCCUUCAAGAAGCUCCACUUCUCUCUCACCAGCGAGGCCCUCAGCUUUGCUAAGACCCCCAGUUCCAAGAAAAUGUCCUUCAUCACACUGGCCAACAUCCAGGCAGCCGAGAAGGUGGAAGAGAAGAGCUUUGGCAGCUCCCACGUCAUGCAGAUCAUCUAUGCAGGGGAAGCAGGCCAGUCCGAGACGGCCUACCUGCAAUGCAAGUGUGUGAAUGAGCUGAACCAGUGGCUGUCUGCCCUGCGCAAAGUCUGCCUCAACAACCAGGGCAUGCUGGGCUCCUACCACCCGGGCAUCUUCCGAGGAGAAAAGUGGAGCUGCUGUCAUCAGAAGGAAAAAACAAGUCUGGGCUGUGACAAAACCCGAAACCGGGUAACCCUGCAAGAGUGGAACGACCCCCUGGACCCAGACCUGGAAGCGCAGCUCAUCUAUAGACAUUUGUUGGGUGUCCAAGACACAAUGCGUGAAAAGUACCAGGAGCUGACUGCCCUGGGGGCUGCUGGGAACAUCCCCGACAUCCAAAGUGAAGCACCUGAGGACGGCCCCACCCAGCUGUUCCAGGUACUCCAGGACCUGGAAGAUGCCCACCGCUCUGGUCCUCUGACUACAGCAGACCAGGAGAAGAACUAUCUCUUGGAGUUGCAGACGUGAGACUGAGCCCUGCUCCCCUCAGGCCCAGGCUCCUCCCAAUGCCAUCCAUCCCACCCUCUGCCUCCUGCUGGGACUGUUUAUUCCCAGGAACUCCCUGUCAUGCUGGCUACCUAGGAACUCUGUGCUUUGGAGAUCUGCCUGUGGCCUGGGUGAUCCACCAGGCCCCCUGGUCCCUGGCCCUACCCUUACUUCUGCCCCAAACCAACACCCCCUUUCCAUGAGCGCUUCAGGGGGCUGAGCCUUGUCCUGGGCUGUGCAGAGGCUCUCUUCCAAGGUGUCAGGAGAGCAGUGGGAGGCUGAAGGCCCCCCUGGCUGGGGAGGGGAACAGAGACGUCCGUGCCCUGGUUUCCUGGGAUGAGUCCCCAGGCUCGGCAGCCCCAGCCCCUCCUCAUCGCUUGUCCCCCACCCUUGGCCCACUCCGAGUUACAGCCUUGAUUCUAACAUUCCAUGAGCUUCACAGUCGGGGAGCUUGGGAGCUGCGGGGAGGGAAGGGGGUGCUGAUUGGGACUCGGUGAUUCUGAGAAGUCUCUGGAGUCUGUUCCUUACUCUGCCGACCCCGUGACUGGUGUCCCUGGUCUCCCAACCGUCCUCCCAGCCUAGGGAGGAAGUCUGGAGAGCCAAGUCCCCUAGAAGGGGAUGGGGAGGGAAGAAAGUAGAUACUGUUGUCUUCUCUGCCCCUCCCCCCACUCCCAGUAUGGUUGCUCAGCCUCCGAGGGACUCAGGCUCCUGGGGCUCCCGAGGGCCAGGAGUCCAGAUCCAGCUUCCUGACUCAUCCCCAGGGGUGGAGAGCCUCAGACAGCCCCACUUCCUCUCGUGCCAGCAGCCUGUCCCCUUAGCUGGGCAUCACUGCAGAUUACAAUAAACUUUCUUUUACCAUUGUUGGACU
Molecule: messenger RNA, 3547 nt
Organism: Trichosurus vulpecula (common brushtail)
Lineage: Eukaryota; Metazoa; Chordata; Mammalia; Diprotodontia; Phalangeridae
Gene: RASA4B
Product: RAS p21 protein activator 4B
Exons: 21
Coding region: 253-2661 (802 amino acids)
Biological process (GO): intracellular signal transduction; regulation of GTPase activity
Source: RefSeq, a predicted model, not a curated record